Molecule: messenger RNA, 1517 nt
Organism: Pieris brassicae (large cabbage white)
Lineage: Eukaryota; Metazoa; Arthropoda; Insecta; Lepidoptera; Pieridae
Gene: TyrRS-m
Product: tyrosine--tRNA ligase, mitochondrial
Exons: 8
Coding region: 119-1501 (460 amino acids)
Biological process (GO): tyrosyl-tRNA aminoacylation
Cellular component (GO): cytosol; mitochondrion
Molecular function (GO): tyrosine-tRNA ligase activity; ATP binding; RNA binding
Source: RefSeq, a predicted model, not a curated record
UUAAAAAUAAAAUAAAAUAGUAAUUACAUAUGUUGUAGGCAUAGGAAAAACCAUAAAUUUUAUUUGCUAUAAUUAUAUUAUUUGUAUUACAUAUCUAUAAACUCAAACCGAAACAGAAAUGUUGGUGAAAAGUAUUAUUGGUGUUCAUAAAACAUAUUUUUGUAAAAAUUUCUAUAGGUACACCUCAAAUAGAAAUAUAUUAAAGCUUAGUGAUCGUGGAAUGUUUCAAGAUAUAUUUCCAAACACUGCAGCAUCAGAAAUAGUAACUCUACUGAAUAAGUCACCACAGUGUGUAUAUGCAGGUUUUGAUCCUACUGCUAAUAGUUUGCAUAUUGGGAACCUUCUUGUGAUAGUAAACUUAUUACAUUGGCAGAGAGGAGGACAUAAUCCUAUUGCUUUGCUAGGAGGAGCUACUGGAUACAUUGGAGAUCCCAGUGGCAAGAAUACAGAUCGUUUGGCACUGCAGAGAAACAUAAUUCAAGAAAAUAUAAAUGGCCUUAAAAACAACCUGGAUGAGGUGUUUGAAAAUCACAAAAAAUAUAUUUGGUCAGAUGAAAGAAAGCUAAAGCCCAUAAAAAUUGUCAAUAAUGAAACUUGGUAUAGAGAGAUUAAUUCAAUACAGUUUGUCAGUGAAAUAGGAAGAAAUUUCCGAAUGGGUACAAUGCUGUUAAAACAAAGUGUUCAAAGUAGAAUAAAUUCAGAAGUCGGAAUGAGUUUUACUGAAUUUUCUUACCAAAUUUUCCAAGCAUAUGACUGGCUAAAUUUAUUAAAGGAGUUUAAUUGUAAAUUUCAGAUUGGUGGUAGUGAUCAAAUGGGUAAUAUUAGUGCUGGCCAUGAACUGAUCAGUAGAAUAACAAAGCAAAGUGUAUAUGGUUUAACAUUACCACUAGUAACAACAGAAGAGGGGGAUAAAUUUGGAAAAUCAGCGGGUAAUGCAAUAUGGUUGGAUCCAAACAAAACAAGCCCAUAUAGUCUUUACCAGUUUUUUAUUAGGACCAAAGACUCUGAAGUGGAAAAGUUAUUAAAAUUAUUUACUUUCUACAGUUUAGGUGAAAUUAAGGAUAUAAUGUUUAAGCAUAAAAACCAUCCUGAGGAUAGGUAUCCACAACAAUGCUUAGCUGAUCAGCUGACAGUUUUAGUUCACGGAGAGGAGGGGCUGAAGAAGGCGCGAAUAGCAACAGAAGCUAUACACAGCAAAAAUGUUAAAUCUCUAAUAACAUUGAGCUCUAUAGAAUUAGAACAAGUAUUUGAAGGGGCUCCCGUCACCCAAUUACUUCUGUCUCCUGGGAUCACUGUUCUUGAACUUGGUUUGAAAGCCAAGUGUUUUGCAACUGAGGCUGAUGCCAUGAGAAUUAUUCAAGCGGGAGGUUUUUACAUAAAUCACCAAAAGAUUAAAAACAUACAGGAAGUUAUAACUGAGUCAGUUCAUAUUCUGCCAAACCAGCUCUCUUUACUUCGAGUUGGAAAACGAAACCACUACAUUGUUAAAUGGAUAAAUUAAAUAAAUAAAACGUGUU